CGAAACUGCGCAUGUGCGUGGUGGGGGAGGUGCUGCAUGGUGGGGGAGGAAGCAUGAGGGAGGCGACGAGGAGGCGAGAGACAUGCGAAGACAGGCAGCUUCUCUGAUCUUCUUGCUCCUCCUGUGGGGGCUGCGAGAAGCGGUUGCGAACAGAGAGUCGGUAAAGACCGUGAUGGCGGCAAUAGCGGCGGAUGAGAGGUUUGAGAGGAGGAAGGACGCCUUGCUGGAGGCCAUCUCCUGCGGGGCAGACCGGAGCAAGAAGGGAUCUUUCGAUGCUCCGAUACAAGAGAUGCUCGAGGAGCUGAACCAGCACCCUGACUACGUCUCCACUUCUUCCUGUUCUGGCAGGGUCGCCAUCUUCUGGGAGCCUGUCACGGAAACAGGGAAGGGAGUGGAGGAGGGGGAGGGGCUCGAAGAGCCUGAGGACCAGAAAGAGCAGAAGAAACGAUGCAAGGGAGGGCAGUGGCUCCUCUGCAAGCACGCUCACGUUACAAUCGAAGAUGUCCAACAGGCUCUGGCGCUUCGUCCCGCGGAGAAAGGAACCGCCUACUUCAAGCACGAGCCCUUCAUCUUACACGUGCAGUGUAAGUCGCUGGAAGCUGCUACUCGACUCAUGGAGGCGGCGAGGGACGCAGGGUUCAGAGAGUCCGGCAUCUCCGUUGGGAGGAAGCAUGUGAUAGUGGGCGUGAGAACCUCGGCUCUAAGGAUGGAAGCUCCCAUCCUCGUGGACGGAGAGCUGGUAGUCUCAGGCGAGUACCUCGCUAUAUUGGCAGGCAUUGCCAAUGAGAAGUUCACAAAGAACAA
This is a messenger RNA of Guillardia theta CCMP2712, 804 nucleotides long. RefSeq lists its product as hypothetical. The record is from RefSeq and is a predicted model, not a curated record. The transcript has 2 exons. Gene Ontology annotation, molecular function: tRNA methyltransferase activity. The annotation marks the transcript as partial. Gene Ontology annotation, cellular component: cytoplasm. Gene Ontology annotation, biological process: tRNA methylation. NCBI's taxonomy places the organism in Eukaryota, Cryptophyceae, Pyrenomonadales, Geminigeraceae.